Molecule: messenger RNA, 739 nt
Organism: Aphis gossypii (cotton aphid)
Lineage: Eukaryota; Metazoa; Arthropoda; Insecta; Hemiptera; Aphididae
Exons: 2
Coding region: 99-656 (185 amino acids)
Source: RefSeq, a predicted model, not a curated record
AAUAUAUUUGUUUUAGUAAAUACACACAUUUUUAAAAGACAAAAAUAAAAAAUCGUCAUUCUUACUUUUCCUUUUUGUUUUGGAGUGGCAAAAAAAAAAUGAACUCUGAAAAUUCUAAUGAUGAUGUGCCAGUCGAAUUUGACUUCAGGGGAGAUGCAGCACCAACAUCCAUGGACCCCUAUUGUGAUGAUGUGAUAAGCGAUCGUCAACAAAGUAUACUAAACGAACUGAGAAUACAUUUUUGUCGUGAAGAUUUAAUCUACCUAAAUAAUCAUAAAGAAGUAGAAGCGAUAGUGUCUCUCUUGCUUAAUGGCAUCCUAAAAAAAUCACCGAAGAACCCAUACACAUAUGCUGCCAGUUACUUGAAAAAUCCGCAGACUGCCAAAUUGAUAGCUAACUUCAAGCGGUUCGAGGAUUUUCAGUAUGAGGACAUUUUAAAAAAAGAUUACGAACAAUAUGCGACAACGGCAGCGGCAGUAACAAUAGCUGGUACUGAACAGGUUGAGUCAAUGCUCACUUUAAAUGAACAGACUGCAGUUUCGGAAAAUGAUGAGGUAAAUGCGAUAGUGGACAAAUAUGACUUAUUACCAAGUGAUGGAGAAACCGACGUGGCGACGGAUGAAGAAGCUGAGAUGGCGGUUUCUCAUAAAGAGUGACGAGCGUGCUUAUUUACUUGCAUCUAAUAAUUUAAUAAUAUUGUUCUUCACUACACAAUAUAAAUAUAGGAUAAAAAAACAAA